AUGGAAAAAAGAGUAAAGGUGCAAAACCCAGUAUUUCCGUCACCACGUUCACCAAUUCCACCAGUUACAGUUCCUUCUUCAGUUUCGAAGGCUGACAUUGUAGUUGGAACUUUGGUUCUGAAGGAUGGCUCAAGUUAUCAGGGCUUUUCUUUUGGAGCAGAAAGCAAAUCGGUGUCAGGAGAAUGUGUAUUCCAAACUGGCAUGGUUGGUUAUCCCGAGUCUCUUACCGAUCCAUCAUACCAAGGACAAAUUCUUGUUUUAACUUUUCCACUCGUGGGCAAUUAUGGUGUUCCUUCACGCGAUGACAUGGAACCUCUUCUCAAAGAUAUUCCAAAAUAUUUUGAAUCUUGCGAGAUACAUAUUUCGGGUCUAGUAGUUGGACAAUAUUCUCGAGAAUAUUCUCAUUAUCUGGCACAAUCUUCGUUAUCGGAUUGGUUAAAAGAACAUGAUAUCCCAGCUAUUUAUGGAAUUGAUACUCGUGCUCUCACAAAAAAGAUUCGUACUCAGGGUGUAUUUUUGGGUAAGAUUCUAUUUCCAAAGAGUGUGGUUGGUAACGCCGCCUUGGGUAUUUCGACAUCGAAUGAUCUGUCAAUUGAUGGAUUGCUCCAUCCGGAACCGUGGAUGGCUGAUUAUCAGGAUGUUCCAUGGGUCGAUCCAAAUGAAAGAAAUCUCGUGGCAGAAGUUUCUGUCAAAGAACCCAAACUAUAUGUUCCCGAUCCGUUGGAAUCUAUCACGGAUGCAAAAGGUAUGACAUUACGCAUAGUGGCUAUCGAUGUUGGUAUGAAAUAUAACCAAAUUCGUUGCUUUGUUAAUCGUGGAGUUGAGUUUAAGGUGGUCCCCUGGGAUUAUGAUUUUAAUAAUGAGAAGGAUUAUCAUGGAUUAUUUAUUAGGCAAGCUAAUGGUCCUGGUGACCCGACAAUGGUAAAACAAACCGUUGAACGUCUUAAGGUGGCAUUGAAGGAUGUCAAAACUCCAAUUUUUGGUAUUUGUAUGGGCCAUCAAUUACUUAGUCUUGCUGCUGGCGCCAGAACAAGGAAGAUGAAGUAUGGUAAUAGAGGUCAAAAUAUUCCUUGUACGGAUAUGAUUUCUGGUCGUUGUUACAUUACUUCUCAAAAUCAUGGUUAUGCUGUUGAUGCAAGUACACUUCCUCCUAACUUUCAAGAAUUAUUCGUUAAUGCAAAUGAUGGUUCAAAUGAAGGAAUUAUACAUGUAUCACUUCCAAUUUUUUCUGUUCAAUUUCAUCCUGAAUCUACGCCUGGUCCAAGGGACACUGAAUUUUUGUUUGAUGUAUUUAUUGAAAGUGUAAAGCAGUUUGGUAUGACAGGAAACUUGAUGCCAAUACAAAUGCCUGGUGGUUUGAGGAGUGAUAAUUCAAAAAAAAAUCCACGAGUUAAUGUUAGAAAAGUCUUAGUUUUGGGUAGUGGAGGAUUGAGCAUUGGUCAAGCCGGUGAAUUUGAUUAUUCAGGAAGUCAAGCUAUUAAAGCUUUGAAAGAAGAAGGAAUAUAUACAAUUCUAAUUAAUCCAAAUAUUGCCACUAUACAAACCUCACAUUCCCUUGCAGAUAAAGUUUAUUUCCUCCCCGUAAAUCCUGAUUAUGUUCUUAAAGUUAUUAAACAUGAAAAACCUGAUGGUAUUUAUGUAACAUUUGGUGGUCAAACCGCUUUAAAUGUCGGUAUCAAACUUAAAGAUAAAUUUGAAGAGUUGGGAGUUAAAGUAUUAGGCACGCCAAUAGAAACAAUAAUUACCACAGAAGAUCGUGAAUUAUUCGCUCAAAAAAUGUUAGAGAUAAAAGAGAGAUGUGCAAAGUCUGCUUCUGCUACAAAUGUUCAAGAAGCUUUAGAUGCUGCGCAAAAGAUCGGUUAUCCAGUUAUAUGUCGUGCCGCUUAUGCACUUGGUGGUUUAAGUUCUGGAUUUGCCGAGAAUGAAACACAAUUAGUCGAGCUCUGUACCAAGGCUUUUGCAACUAGCCCUCAAGUGCUGGUCGAACUAUCUAUGAAAGGUUGGAAGGAAAUCGAAUAUGAAGUCGUUAGAGAUUGUCGAGACAAUUGCAUAACUGUUUGUAAUAUGGAGAACUUUGAUCCUCUUGGAAUACAUACUGGGGAUUCUAUUGUAGUUGCACCAUCUCAAACUCUCUCUGAUGAUGAUUACAACAUGCUACGAACAACAGCAAUUAAUGUCAUUCGUCAUCUUGGAGUUAUAGGAGAAUGUAAUAUUCAAUAUGCUCUCAAUCCCUUUUCCAAAGAAUAUUGUAUUAUAGAAGUGAAUGCGCGUUUAUCUCGUUCGUCCGCACUCGCAUCCAAGGCUACUGGUUAUCCAUUAGCUUUUGUUGCUGCAAAACUUGGGUUAGGAAUACCAUUAAACGAAAUUAAUAAUAUGGUGACUAAAGUGACAUGUGCAUGUUUCGAGCCUAGUCUUGAUUAUGUAGUCGUUAAGAUUCCACGAUGGGAUCUUAAAAAAUUCUCACGUGUAAAUAAAUCUUUGAGUUCAUCAAUGAAAUCUGUCGGUGAAGUCAUGAGCAUUGGUCGUACUUUUGAAGAGACCAUUCAGAAAGCCAUCAGGGCUAUUGACUACGGGUUUUCAGGAUUUGGUCAGAAUGAUCUUGUCGAUUCUAUCAAAGAGGAAUUAAUCAACCCAUCUGACCAACGGCUUUUUGCCAUUGCUAAUGCAAUGCAUCAAGGCUACACUGUUGAUCAAAUAUGGGAGCUCACAAAAAUAGACAAAUGGUUUUUACACAAGCUAAGAAACAUAAUUGAAUUAGAAAAGCAGCUUAAAAAAUAUAAUUAUUCAACAAUUAAACCUGAUCUUGUCCUAAUGGCCAAGCAGUUAGGUUUUUCCGAUCGCCAUAUAGCAAAAAUUAUCAGCAGUAGUGAGUUGUCAAUACGGAGGAUGAGACAUGAACAUGGCAUAAUACCUUUUGUGAAGCAAAUUGAUACUGUUGCUGCCGAAUUUCCCGCACAAACGAACUAUUUAUAUGUAACUUAUAAUGCGGUGGAGCAUGAUAUUAAUUUUGACGAAAAAGGUGUUAUGGUGCUAGGAUCCGGUGUUUAUCGUAUCGGCAGUUCGGUUGAGUUUGAUUGGUGUGCUGUCCGCGCGAUUCGUACACUUCGUGAUCGUGGAAUUAAGACAGUAAUGGUUAAUUAUAAUCCAGAAACAGUCAGUACAGAUUAUGAUGAAGCUGACCGUUUGUAUUUUGAAAAUAUCACUUUAGAACGUGUAUUAGACAUUUAUGAAAUUGAAAGCUCUUGUGGUGUAAUAAUUUCUAUGGGAGGUCAAACUCCAAACAAUAUAGCUUUACCAUUGUUUCGUCAAAAUGUUAAAAUACUUGGUACUUCUCCGGAAAUGAUUGAUACUGCUGAAAAUCGAUAUAAAUUUUCUCGUAUGUUGGAUCAGAUUGGAGUAGACCAACCGAGAUGGAAAGAGUUAACGGGUCAUGAAGAAGCACAUGAAUUCUGUAAGCAAGUCCAAUUUCCAGUCUUGGUACGGCCAUCAUAUGUACUAUCAGGUGCUGCAAUGAAUGUAGUGUAUUCCUCGGAUGAUCUUUCCAAUUAUCUUAGUCAGGCUACGGCAGUUUCUCGAGAACAUCCAGUUGUAAUUUCAAAAUAUAUUGAAGAAGCUAAGGAAAUUGAAAUGGAUGCUGUGGCUCUUGAUGGUAAGCUAAUAAUGCACGUAAUAUCAGAACAUGUUGAAAAUGCGGGCGUACAUUCGGGUGAUGCAACUCUCGUCUUGCCGCCACAGGACCUUGAUCCUGCUACUGUAAGAAAAAUCGAACUCGCUACUCAACAGAUCGCAAAUGCAUUAAAUGUGACUGGCCCUUUUAAUAUUCAGUUCAUUGCUAAAAACAAUGAUAUCAAGGUUAUAGAAUGUAAUGUUCGUGCAUCAAGGUCUUUUCCAUUUGUGUCCAAAGUUAUGGAAGUUGAUUUAAUCGAGAUGGCUACAUUGGCUAUGCUGGGAGUUCAUAUUGAUCCGUACCCACCAAUAAAUUUACCAAAGAAUUAUGUAGCGGUUAAAGUACCACAAUUCAGUUUUAGUCGUUUAUCUGGUGCUGAUCCUAUAUUGGGUGUAGAAAUGGCAUCUACUGGUGAAGUUGCAUGUUUCGGGCGAGAUAAAUAUGAGGCAUAUCUUAAGGCGUUGAUAUCAACAGGAAUUACUAUCAUCAUGCCUCGAAAAAACAUUUUGCUUUCUAUCGGUUCUUUCAAGGAAAAGAAUGAAAUGUUACCGUCAGUAAGAAAACUUCAUGAGAUGGGAUACAAUUUAUUUGCCACAUCUGGAACUGCCGAUUAUAUUCAAGAACAUGGACUUCCCGUGAAAUAUUUAGUAUCAUUGGAAGAAUCUGAGCAUCAGCUCAAAUCCGAAUAUUCACUUCAGCAACAUUUAGCUAAUAAUUUAAUCGAUUUAUAUAUCAAUUUACCGUCAAAAAAUCGAUAUCGUCGGCCAGCUAGUUAUAUGAGUAGAGGUUAUCGUACACGUAGGAUGGCUGUAGACUAUGAUAUCCCUUUAAUAACGAAUGUCAAAUGUGCAAAAUUAUUUAUAGAAGCGCUUUCCCGCAGAAACGAUUUUGAAAUUUUAAAUAUUGACUAUAAGACGUCCCAUAAAAGGGUGUCAUUACCAGGUCUUAUUAAUGUCUCAGCAUUCGUACCUCAUGUCGCAGAAUCUGAUAAUGAUGAUUUUGCACAAAUUACUAAAGCGUCACUUGCAGCUGGAUUUACCACCAUAAAUAUAUUGCCACUAGGAUUCAAUGAGUCUUUGAGAAAUGCUACAACAAUUGAAGUCGCACACAAUAACAGUCGUAAUAAUGCGCAUUGUGAUUUUUCAUUGUCAGUUGUUGUUACAGAGAACAAUGCCCAGGAAUUGAUGGCUGUAGUUCCAGAUGGCGCAUCGUCCUUUAUUACAUUCAAAAACAUUCAAGCCGAUAUGAUACCUAAAAUGGCCACCGUUUCUAAACAUUUAGGCAUUUGGCCUCCACAUUCACCUAUAGUCACUGAUGCUAAGGGAACGGAUUUGGCAUCUGUUUUAUUAUUGGCAAGUUUACAUAAUCGUGCGGUGCAUGUAACCGACGUAAGUACUAAGGAAGAUAUUGUUUUAAUCGCUUUAAGCAAAGAAAAAGGUCUAAAGGUUACAUGCGAUGUUUCGGUAUAUGCCUUAUGUUUGAACUCUAAUGAUAUAAAUGGUAGUACAAGUAUCUUACCUAGCUUGUCUGAUCAAGCGGCUUUAUGGGAAUAUUUGGAAAGUAUCGAUUGUUUUAGUGUUGGAACUCUACCAUAUCGACUAUCACAAUCAUCUGGAUUUGAUGUUUCAGCAAGUACUGGUAUAGAAGAAACCUUACCUUUGUUGUUAAAUGCUGUUAACGAUGGAAAAUUGACAUUAGAUGAUAUUACAACACGUCUUUACACUAAUCCUCAAAGCAUUUUCAAUAUACCGGAGCAACCAGAUACCUAUGUAGAAGUAGAAAUUGAUCGAAAGGUAAUAAUGGCUCAAAAAGAGGGUGGUUGGUCGCCAUUUAUUGGCAAGACAUUAUCGGGUGUAGUAAGUCGUGUAGUUUUAAAAAGAGACACCGUUUAUCUUGAUGGUGGAUCAUACUCUACUGGUACCUGUGGCAAUGACAUUUCAAGUUUGAUUCAUGUUAUUGCGAAAACUCCAGCUAUUAAAGAAUCGUUCGGAAGUAAAGAAUCAUUGCAAGCUCAACAGCAGCCACAGCAGCAGUCAUCACAGCCUGUGGCUAGUCAUGUUUCGGAUAUUUUGUCACCUACACUUACACCGAGAGAGUUCGGUCUUAAAUCAAUGACUUCAGAUUUGUUUUCUCUUGAUUUACCACACGCGGUUUUACCGACAAAUAUUACAUCAAAUAUAAAUCAAACACGUUUCUUCCGACAACAUAUUCUCACUGCUAAAGAUUUUUCACGUAACGAUCUUCACUUAUUAUUUGGUGUGGCACACGAAAUGCGUACUCUAGUUGAACGUUAUGGAUCAGUAAAUUUACUUCAGGGUCGCGUGAUGUUUACACUUUUUUAUGAACCAUCUACAAGGACAUCUGCUUCUUUUGAAGCGGCAAUGAAUAGACUUGGUGGUCGAGUGGUUGCUAUCAAGGCAGAUUCAUCUUCAGUCGCAAAGGGCGAAUCAUUAGCAGAUACUAUACGGACGGUAGGAUCAUAUGGAGACGUUAUUAUUUUGAGACACCCGGAGCCUGGCAGCACUAAAACUGCUGCAAAAUAUUCGCCUGUUCCGAUCAUAAAUGCAGGAGAUGGUAUUGGGGAACAUCCUACUCAGGCUUUCCUCGAUGUGUACACUAUUCGUGAAGAACUUGGAACUGUUAAUGGGUUAACUAUUACAAUAGUUGGUGACUUAAAAAAUGGUAGAACGGUCCAUAGUCUAGUUAGAGUAUUAUCUCAAUACCAAGUUACCCUUAAUUAUGUUAGUCCUGCGUCAUUACGCAUUCCUGAUGAAAUCAAAACGGAAGUUCGCAAAACUAGAGGGAUAAGGCAAAAAGAAUAUACAGACUUGGAAAGUGUAAUUUCAGAGACUGACGUAUUAUAUGUAACACGAAUUCAACGUGAACGAUUUACAGAUCCGGUCGAGUAUGAACGGGUUAAGGAUUCCUUUAUAAUAAAUAAUGCUACAUUGAGUCGUUCCAAACCAAACAUGAUUGUAAUGCAUCCACUUCCACGAAUGAAUGAAAUUGACCCAGAAGUAGAUUUUGACGAUCGUGCUGUUUACUUCCGACAGAUGAAGUAUGGGAUGUUUGUAAGGAUGGCAUUAUUAGCUAUGUUGGUCACCUUUAAGAAAAAAAAUGAACGUGAUCCGAGUAACAUUGCGUUUUUUAGUUAUCCCGCUCGUAAGCGGCGGUUAUCAGAUAAUCGUGGCUCGCGAGAGACACGUGACGAAGAUCUUCAAUCCAUACAAGUGCAUCGAAUUUUACAUUACUACGAGGACGAUUCUAAAAAAAAAAUGACAGCACCAUUGUUUUCUUCAACCAAUCCAACUAAAUGUAAUUGUAAAUAUGUUCCAGGCGUGGACCAUAUUAAUAAGGCAUGUGGCAUCAGCUCUAAUUGCGUCAACAGGACUAGAUUUAUUGAAUGUACACCAGAGCUUUGCUCAUAUGGCUCUUACUGUCAAAACCGAUGCAUUCAAAAUCAUAUGAAUGCCUUAUUUGACAUUAUCAGAGCACCUAACAAAUAUUUUGGAUUGAAGUCAUUAAAGUUGAUAGAAAAAGGAUCUUUUAUUGUAGAACCAAUUGAAACUCCCGUAGAAAUAAAUAAUUUAGAAUUCCACAUGGAUAAAUACAUGAGUGAAGGAUUGUGGAGGACCUAUUUUCCACCGUCUGAUACAAGCGAGAUAAACAAUGCGGCAAAAAAAGGAAGACUUUCUCGCUUCAUUGCGCAUUCCCGUGAUCCCAAUUGUCAUAAACAAGAAUGGCUAGUAGGAAAUCAAACUAGGACUGGUAUAUUUGCUAGUCGUGAUAUUUCAGAUGGUGAUGAAUUAACAAUUGAUUAUACCGAACCAUCAAUAGGGUAUGGAAUUCCAUGUAAAAUUAAAGAGCAAAAUGGUGCAAAUAUGGCCCCCGAGGAAGUUCAUCCACUUGAAGAUAAUCAAGGAAUCUUUAAUUACAUUGGACGUAUGUUACAAGCUGUCUACAGGCCAGAUUUGGCAACUCAAGUGCUCCGUAGUUUAGAAAUAACUACAGAUGAAAAUAUUUUGAGAAAAUUUUUAAAACUCGAUGGAUUAAAGAUAUUGAGUUUGUGGUUUAAUGAGCAUACUGAGCCUAAACUUAUAGAACGGAUAAUUUCGGUUUUGGAAACAUUGCCAUUACAAUGCAAUGAUCUUGAUAUCAUGACUGAGGUCAAGGGAAGUCUCCAAAUGAUAAAUAUAAAUGAUGAUGCACUUCAUGAUCGUAUUACAAAGGAUAACAUUUUGGAUAGGGACAAAGGACACUCAUCGAAAAAGAGUGAUAAAAUGAAAACAAUGGAAAUAUGUUCUGAAAAGAAACCAAAAACACCUGAUUCUAGUAGUGCACUUGGAUCCGCACCUAUAUUAUCUGCGAGUACAUCUUCCUUACAACCAAGCAACGAAGAGCCUGGUUCUUCACAUAUUGCUAGUGCUAAAGUAAUAGUUAAUGAUGUCGAAUCAGUUACUGACAUAUUGAUACAGCCAUCAUCUUCAGUUACUGCUUCUGACGAAGGUUCGUCCACUCACACAUUUGAUAAAGAUAAAUUCCGUGGUGAGUUUGCAGCUGCAGUAGUUGAAUACUCUGAACGAUUCAAAAGUCAAAUUGAGGAACGCACUUUAAACAAACAUGUAAAUAAGUGCAUUGAACUCUGCUUUGGCAAAGAAAUGCGCUUAGCAGAAGUGGGAAUAGUUACAUCAAGUGUUCGUAAUCGAAUCGCAAAGUUUUUGGAUGAAUAUAUGAAAAAAUUGAUCAUUUCGAUUAAGGGAUAG
This is a messenger RNA of Cetraspora pellucida, 8430 nucleotides long. NCBI's taxonomy places the organism in Eukaryota, Fungi, Glomeromycota, Glomeromycetes, Diversisporales, Gigasporaceae. The record is from the annotation of a GenBank genome assembly.